Dibothriocephalus latus is the source of this 639-nucleotide messenger RNA. The record is from the annotation of a GenBank genome assembly. NCBI's taxonomy places the organism in Eukaryota, Metazoa, Platyhelminthes, Cestoda, Diphyllobothriidea, Diphyllobothriidae.
AUGACUGCCAGCUACUUCGUUACUUUUCUGAUGUUGUGCUAUCGACAGAGUGGACAAAGCUGCCCUAGCGAUACCCUUAACUCGGUAAUCUACUGCCCUGAACUGCCCGACAUCAAUGGAAGCCACCCCAUCACAUACUUCUUCAAAGUGGAUCGGGAAAUCGGUGAUACAGUUGCCAUGGCAACCAUCUCUUGCCCUCCGCAAUUCCGACUACUGCCGGCCAUUCUAAACACCAGCCUGCCACCGGAAUCCCUUCCUAGUGAACAGACGAUCCACUGUGACUCUCAUCGGAAUCGCUGGAGUUCUCCCAUUCCAGUAGCUUGUCUGACUAUUGAAGAAAUCGCAGAGGCCUACUUAGCAGCAAUACCAACUACUCAGCCAUCGACAGAGGCACCGCCGACUUCGUGCUGUACAAGUGAGGAACCCGCGGUUGUCGUACCCAUUGACCAUCAGGAGAAUCCCAUCGUGGGCCCCGUCAACGAUUCCCUCAUGCCGAGUGGAUCUAUUGGUGAGUACAUCAAAGUUAGCUGGUUGCUACUCCGUUUCUCAGGUCAACGUUGGGGUAAAUGUUGCCCAAAAGCCGAUAUAUCACAGUCUGUAUCACAGUCUUGUGUGAGUCUCCAGGGAAGAACACAAUAA